AUCAUAUCAUCAAAAAGAUAUUUUUUAAAUUUUGAAAUUUUUUUUUGCCAAAUUAUAUAAAAAUUAUAACUAAUUUUAUUUUUUUCAUCAAAUUAAUUUUUAAUUUUUAAAAAUAGAUUAUGAAAAUCAAAUCAAAUAUACAUAUCCAGGGAGGAGUUCUCCAUCCCCCCCUCCCCCCAAAAAAAAAAUACUAAAAAAAAAAAAUCCAAAAUACACAUUUAAUAGUUGAAAUUAAUUUCAUAUGAACCCCACUAUACAAACAAUAAAUGUCACACAUUACUUUUUUGGUUCAAUUUUUUGUUUAUGUUUUUAUGGGUGCAUAGGCUUUGUCUAAAAUAUCACCUCAUUGUGAUACACAAGCUCUAUAGUGUUCGAAUUAAGAAACUUCAUAGACUUCCAUAUAUGAAAAAAUAAACUUCCUUAAUUCUUCUGUCUUCUCUCUUACAACAAUGGCAACAAAUCUUCCAAAAUCUAGACACAAACAAUAACUAUAAAUCAAGCUUUCUUCUUCUUCUUCUUUCUUAACAAUCCCUAGAAUCCAUAUUCUCCAAACUCUAACCCAUCAAUUCAUGGAAAACAAGCAGAAAAAACACAGCAUGGGCCGCCAAAAGAUUGAAAUCAAGAAGAUAGAGAAGAAAAGCCAGCUCCAAGUUACCUUCUCCAAGCGCCGUGCCGGAAUAUUCAAAAAAGCUGGCGAACUCGGCGUCUUGUGCGGCGCCCACGUCGCCGUCAUCGUCACCUCCCCUGCCGGCAAGGUCUUCGCCUUUGGCAACCCCUCUGUUGACUCCGUCAUCGAUCGCUUUCUCUCCGAAAACCCUAAUCCUAACCCUAAUUCCCAUGGUUUCGACACGUGUCAUGAUGACGAGCUCCAUCAAGUGCAUCAGCAAAGUAUUAACCCUAACCCUAAUUCUAACUCUCAGUGCUCGGAGCGCCAUCGAGUGAGUAAGAAUCCUAACCCUAACCCUAAUUCUCAGUGUUUGGACAUGUGUCACGAGGAGGAGGUUCGGCAAGUGCAGCAAUUGAGUAAGAAGUAUGUGAAGGCGGUGGGGAAGUUGGAGGCGGAGAAGGAGAGAGGAAAGGCGGUGGCCGAGUUGAACAGCGGCGGAGGAGGAGGUGGGUUUUGGUGGGAUGAGAGUGUUGAGGGAUUAGAGUUGCAUGAGCUUGAGCAGUAUGUGGCUGCAUUGGAAGUUCUUAAGAGUAACUUAUUGGCUAGGGCUGAUGAGAUGGCGGUGGCAGCGAGCGGUUUUCCAGCGAAUUUCUUGGCUUCCAACGGUGUUGUGGUGGCUGAUGCUUUUGGUAGUGCUGAGUGCAGUGGUUUUGGUUUUGAUUGUAAGCCUUUCUAAUUUGAAACCCUUGUAGGGUUCUUUAUGGAUAAAUCAAGAAUUUAAACACACAAAAAUAUUAAGAAUAGGUGUUUUUGGUGAGUAAAAUCUAGACAAUAUGUUUUUUAAAUUUUUUUGUUUGGUACCACAAUAUUAUUUUUUCUGUCUUAAUUGUUGAUCCAAACCUUUUACAUGAGAAGAGAGGUUUUAGAGUUUGGAAAAUUCUACAAUACACAUUCUCUCUUAUGAAAUUUUUAGUGCAAGUACCUUUGGCAUUGCUCUUGUGAUACGAGACUUUGUGAUAUUUGAUUAUGAACUGGAUUAUGAGAUUGUGUUGUUAUGUUAUGAGUCAAAAUGACCUUCGUGGUAUAUUUGUGAUGAAUCAAUUUGAUUUUGUUAUAACUCAAAUUGGUGAAAUUUAUGAACUAUUGAGACUGAGAUUUUGUAUUUAUAUGUAUAUACACC
Camellia sinensis is the source of this 1787-nucleotide messenger RNA. The record is from RefSeq and is a predicted model, not a curated record. Lineage: Eukaryota; Viridiplantae; Streptophyta; Magnoliopsida; Ericales; Theaceae.